CUUCACUUGUUGCCUGGGUGGAAAAUUCUUCCCAUUGAAAUAUUUUUGCACAUGGAGGACAACAGCAAAGAGGCCAACACAGGCUGAGAAGAGCAGAGACCUCAAGAAUAUUCUUUGCCCUUGGCCUUCAGGACAUUUCCUCUAGUUGGAGUUCUGGACUUGAGAACCCUGCUCAAUUAUUUUGGUUUAGCUAUCUGUUUCUAUUUUUUUAUUUUUAUUUUUUUACUUUUCUUUUCCCUACAGCAUUGUGUUUGAUUUCCGUACUUCAGAAAUGGGCCUACAGACCACACAGGGGCCCGGCCAGGGGGCUUUUUUCCUGAAAUCUUGGCUUCUCAUUUCCCUGGGGCUCUCCUCACAAGUGUCAAAAUUCCUGGCGUGCCCUAGUGUGUGUCGCUGUGACAGGAACUUCGUCUACUGUAACGAGCGAAGCUUGACCUCAGUGCCUCUUGGGAUCCCGGAGGGCGUCACUGUACUCUACCUCCAUAACAACCAAAUUAAUAAUGCUGGGUUUCCUGCAGAACUCCACAAUGUUCAGUCGGUGCACACCGUCUACCUUUACGGCAACCAACUGGACGAAUUCCCCAUGAACCUCCCCAAGAACGUCCGUGUCCUCCACCUGCAGGAAAACAACAUUCAGACCAUUUCACGGGCGGCCCUGGCCCAGCUCCUGAAGCUGGAAGAGCUGCACCUUGAUGACAACUCCAUCUCCACCGUGGGCGUGGAAGAUGGAGCCUUCCGCGAGGCCCUGAGCCUCAAGUUGCUGUUCCUGUCCAAGAACCACCUCAGCAGUGUGCCAGUGGGCCUCCCCGUGGACCUGCAGGAGCUGCGUGUGGAUGAGAACCGCAUCGCCGUCAUCUCAGACAUGGCCUUCCAGAACCUCACGAGCUUGGAGCGUCUGAUCGUGGACGGGAACCUCCUGACCAACAAGGGCAUCGCCGAGGGCACCUUCAGCCACCUCACCAAGCUCAAGGAAUUCUCCAUCGUCCGGAACUCACUCUCCCGCCCGCCUCCUGACCUCCCGGGUACACACCUAGUCAGGCUCUACCUGCAAGACAACCAGAUCAACCACAUCCCUUUGACAGCCUUCUCCAACCUCCGGAAGCUGGAACGGCUAGACAUCUCCAACAACCAGCUGCGCAUGUUGACUCAAGGGGUCUUCGACAACCUCUCCAACCUGAAGCAGCUCACCGCUCGGAACAACCCUUGGUUCUGUGACUGCAGCAUUAAAUGGGUCACGGAGUGGCUCAGACACAUCCCCGCCUCGCUCAACGUACGAGGUUUCAUGUGCCAAGGUCCCGAGCAAGUCAGGGGCAUGGCCGUGCGGGAGCUGAAUAUGAAUCUGUUGUCUUGCCCCACCACGACCCCUGGCCUGCCUCCCCUCACCCCAGCCCCGACUUCAGCUUCUCCUGUGACUCAGCCCACCACGUUCUCCGUACCGAUCCCCAGCAGAAGCUACACACCCCUGAGUCCCACAGCAUCCAAGCCCCCCACUAUUCCCGACUGGGAUGGCAGAGAAAGGGUGACCCCACCGCUUUCUGAACGGAUCCAACUCUCCAUCCGUUUCGUGAAUGACACCUCCAUCCAAGUCGGCUGGCUCUCUCUCUUCACUGUGAUGGCUUACAAGCUCACAUGGGUGAAAAUGGGCCACAGUUUGGUGGGGGGCAUCGUUCAGGAGCGCAUCGUCAGCGGUGAGAAGCAGCAUCUGAGCCUGAUAAAUCUGGAGCCCAGAUCCACCUAUCGGAUUUGUUUAGUGCCCCUGGAUGCGUUUAACUACCGAGCUGUAGAAGACACCAUUUGUUCGGAGGCCACCACCCAUGACUCCUAUGUGAACAAUGGCAGCAACACGGCUUCCAGCCACGAGCAGACGACUUCCCACAGCUUGGGCUCCCCUUUUCUGCUAGCGGGCCUGAUCGGGGGUGCCGUGAUAUUCGUGCUCGUGGUCCUGCUCAGUGUCUUUUGCUGGCACAUGCACAGAAAGGGGCGCUACACCUCCCAGAAGUGGAAAUACAACCGAGGCAGGCGGAAAGACGACUACUGUGAGGCGGGCACGAAGAAGGACAAUUCCAUCCUGGAGAUGACAGAGACCAGUUUCCAGAUCGUCUCCUUAAAUAACGAUCAGCUCCUUAAAGGAGAUUUCAGACUGCAGCCCAUUUACACCCCAAAUGGGGGCAUUAAUUACACAGACUGCCAUAUCCCCAACAACAUGCGAUACUGCAACAGCAGCGUGCCAGACCUGGAGCACUGCCAUACGUGACAGACAGAGGCCCAGCGCUACAGAGCGGAUGGACAUGGAGACUCUCGAGAACAUGCACGUGUGUGCACGUAAAGACACGCGAGUUACAUUUGAUAAAUGUUACACAGAUGCGUUUGUGCAUUUGAAUACUCUGUAAUUUAUACGGUGUACUAUAUAAUGGGAUUUAAAAAAAAAGUGCUAUCUUUUCUAUUCCAAGUUAAUUACAAACAGUUUUGUAACUCUUUGCUUUUUAAAUCUUAAAAAAAAAAAAAAUAGUUGCUGAAGUACUGUACAGGGUUGUACAAUGAGAACCCAAUGCCAGGGUGAAAGAAUGAGUGAUUCUUCCUCCUGAUGCAAUUCACCACUUCACUGUUGAUGCUUCAGAACAAAUUCAUUUCCUAGAGUUGGUGGUCAGAUAAAAGGGCAGGGUAAAGUGGGCUCAUCAGAGUAGGGCAGAUAAUAGUCAUAGAACAAGAAGUGCUCCCCAGAUAUCUUCCUACUAUUUACAUACUUCCGGUUCUGGAAGAAGAGUGAAAACUUGUCGAAUCUAAGAAAGGAGGUAGUCACCCUGUUUUGACCCAAAGGAGGAAAUGCAGAAGGCAUCUCUGGAGGAAAUCAGUUCCUAUGAGAGAAGUUAACCCAUCCUGGCAGAAUCAAGAAAAUGAGACAAGAUUUGAAAAAAACCUUUGAAUCCAGGGGUUGGCUUUCUGACUGGGAACUUGAAAAAUCACCUUCAGGCUCCCCUGGCCCUAUGUGAAACAGAAGCCUGAGUCUGGUUUCAGUCAUCUUCGGGACAGGUAGGAUACCCCAGCAAGAAAACUCCCUUUAAAAGUAUUACUGUUCAAAUUAUACAUCAGGUUGAAUCACAUUCAACAGAGAUAUAUUCUAGAAUACUUUUUUAGAAGAGGCUAAUAAAAUAAUGGGAAGAAUUAUAUUGAAUGGAAUUAUUUUUGAUAAUGAGAAUUAUUUGGGUAGAUUCACUGCAGCUAUGUCAACAUGAUAUUUAGACCAACAAGGGAUCAAUGUUUGGAACGUACUAAACUGGUUGUUUAAAAACUAUUGAUACCCUUUAGACAAAAGCACGUAAUCAGUGGUCCCAUUAUACUAUAUCAACUAACUUUGUUAGUAUCAUGUUGAAAUAGCUUGAGUUAAUAUCUUUAUCCCCUCAGAAAUUCUUGUCUUCCAAUCACCUCACAUAUAUUUUCAUAAUUAGCUGUUGAUGAUAUACAUUUGUUGGUCACCCCUCUGCUACAAAUUUGAAAGAAAACUAUGGAUGCCAGUCUUCAUUGCACAAAAUAUCCACACUCACUUUAAAAUGUAUACUAAUUUUCCCUGCUAAUAAUCCUGUAAGGACACAUCAAAGCUGGCAAAAUACCGUAUUUUUUUUUUUUAAAAGCAAUACUGUGUUUCCACCUUGAACUGACUUUGAUCUGCUUCCAUUUUUUAAAAUUUCAUUUAUUCCUUUUAAAUUGUGGAUGUUCCUCUUCUUUGGGAAUUGUGAGGGAUAAUCAAUCUUAUAUUAACAGGAUAACAGAUGAAAAAUGAACAAGCCUGGGAGGGAAGGCUUGUUCCCCUAAUCUUGGCAGCACAGGGCAUUGAGCAAAGGGCAUGGAGAAGAGAAGAAUGUCCAGGCUUAAUUCUAGAUAUUUUUUGAAGCAACGUCCGUCUUCAGAAAGCGUGUAUAAUGUCCUCCUUUCCAUCCCUUAGAUCUAGAAGGGCUAUCGAUCACAUACACACCUUAUCUAAAAAGUACACCCUUGGAAAAUUCUUUUGAAAAUCAAAUUUAGGCAUUUCAGUCUGUAUUGCAUAUUUCCUUGAUCACUAGUCAUUAUUUUAAGAACCUAUGACGUUAGCAUCACAAUCAUGUUGCUUUGGCUUUCCCUGUCCUUCUUACGUUUAACAAAAUAGAACUGUGAUGUGUCUUCUUUGUAAAAGUUUAGGUAUAAAAUGCUAUGCAAGUUUUUCUUUAUAGUAAGAGCUUUAUUUUCUUUAAUAAUAUAUCCCCAAGUAGUAUGUUUUAAUCUCCCUUGUCCCUCAGAAUAAGCCGAAAAUAUAACUGAAGUUAUAAUGUUGCAGACACAAGAAUCGAAACUGUGCAGUCAAGCUGAAAUUAACUAUGAAUUAACUUGAAUUAAUUCUAAAGUGACUUUGGUUUUCAUUUUAGUCUAUUAGCUAGCUCAUUUCGACUGUUGCCUUUUUAAUGCUAGGUCCACACAGUGAAGGGAAAAGACAGUCUGUGAAAACGAUUAGUGUAGCAGUAAGGCAUCUGAAAUGCAGGACCAUGACAUGGGGCUUUGUGUAUUUAACUGGAUAAUUCCCUUCCACUGUCCUUUUCUCCUUGGCUGUGUAGAUAAAACUAUGUGUUCAAAUGAUGGUACUUUGAUUUUUGAAGUUUAUUUUUUUCCUUUUAUCUACAAAAUAAUCAUUCUCAUUUAUUUGUAUUGUGUGUAUAACCUCCAGUGGGAUAUGUGGCGGCUGAAACAAAUGUCUUUGCUUUGAGCCAAGAAGACCAAGGUUAGAGAGGUUUCUAUGAUGUCUUAAGAGAUUCGCAGAAUUCUCUGGCGCUUAAGUCCUAUGAUGGAGACCUGGUCAUGUGAAAAGAUUAGGAGGAUCUGAAAUGGUUCCUUUGCUGGAAGGCAUUCCUGAAGAGAUAGAAUCUAGUUAGAGGCUUAAUGCUAAGCUUGAAUACGACAUGACAGAGACUGCUCAAACCAAGAUUGGUCUCCCAUUUGUAGUAGCAUACCUGGGACUCUCACCCACACCAGAAUAGAAAGCACAUCACAGAAUCUGCACUGUCUUACGUGUCUCAGGAAAACUGCUGAAGGACCAUCAGUGGCAGAUUCUGCUUUGAUUGGCACUUUUGUCAUAGGAAUUUUUGCUGAAACAUCAUCUCAAUGUUGGACCUCUCUUGUGCUCAUCAUUAUUAUGCAUUUUGAGGUUAACAAGAGUCAAAACUGAAGGUGCAGGACAAGACGGUGAACAAAGCCAUACUUUCCAGUUGAUAAAGAGCUUGAUGCUUGUCUGACCCAAUGGUGGUGAUGUCAGUUACCAUGUGUCUACUUUUAGAGCUAGUAACUGUUACUGUGCAGAAAAAAUUCCAAAAGGAAAAGGCAUAACUGGGAGCAUACAGAUAUUGCUGACCAUUAUUCAUACCCAGGGUUGUCAUGGAUACCUACUUAUUUAGGGAGAUGUGUUUGAACAUGGAGAGGCCCCUAGCUUCUUUCAAACUGUCAAAUGCAUUAGCAGCUCAUCACAUGGAAGAAGCAAAAGCAGAGAAAAAAAGGGUGUUCCCCUGACUAUUUUUUUUGUGUGAAAAGUGGAAAAAAGUCUACUGUGAGAAAUGAUGCAGUUUCUAGUUAUCUGGAUGUUUGUUGAAUAUUUAUUGGAUGUUUUCCCUGAGAUUUAAAAGAAAAAAAAAAAAAGGUAUAAUGUGACCAGUCUGGUAAAAAGGAUGAAUAAAAUAGCUAAUAUUACGGCUCCAUUUCCUACUGGAUCAUAAUGGUCCUAGUCAUUCCACAGGAAUUAGAACUUCUUCCCCACUGAGGAAGACAAACUCUGGAUGUUGUGAGCAAAGUAUCCAUUCCAGACACAAGGUGAUACACUUGCUGUCCGCAGGAAGCAGAUGGCUUGGUCAGCUGAUCACACUUGCAGCAUCCAUUGCAACCUUAGGUCUAGAAGUCAUCAAUUUCCAUUACUUCUUUGCUUGUGACAUUUUUCUCACUACCCUAUGAAAAGGAGAGUGUUUCACUUUAGAAUAUGAGCAUAAGGGUUUUGUUCGUGAUUUACCUUUCCACCUUCAUGGGAAAACAGAACAGAAAAGAGCUUCCCAAAGAGGAAGAGAUACACGAAGCAAACCCCAAACCUCCGUCUUUAGUAGUCUUGUCCAGCCUUGCAUGAUGCACUUCCUUUAAGUCAUGUAGGGAGCACUAGUUUACCCCCCUUCUCUAAUUUCUUCCUGGGGUGGGGGAGGGUGAAAAGUGAGCUGACAAAGGGGGUGCUUGUCCCUGAUUAUGGGAGAAAGCUUUGUACACAUGGGAUCCUGUUGUUAUAACAAAAUAUCACCUUCUCUUGCUAUAGUUUUAGCUUUUCUAGCAGCACACUCACCAGAAGAGCACAAAGCAAGGCCAUCACAACAGGCGUUUUUAAGCUAGUGUAACACACACACAUACAUACACGCACACGCACACUGGGGUGUUCAUAGUUAUAUCCAUGGGAUGGAAGAUGUAUAACCUUUCUGAGGCAAGGAGAAGGCAUCGCCACUUGUGUGCCCCUUCUAGGACCAGUAUAUAGCCACUGACAGUUAGUCCUGAUGAUUUGUUUUCGUCUGAGCCAUGUGCCGAUUUGCUCCUGGUUUCUGUGUAGUGCGUUUUCGCUGACAAGGGACUGCAAGGAGGGUGGGAGAGUGCAUCACACAUCCUCUGAGACCGGCUGCGUCGCACACUUUGUUAACCAGACGCUUCACUCUACACUAUACAGUACCUUGUUGAUAUAUUCAGUAAAGGCUUAUUUUAAAAAGAAA
Messenger RNA from Capra hircus (goat), 6752 nucleotides. It is a transcript of the gene FLRT2, whose product is annotated as fibronectin leucine rich transmembrane protein 2. Gene Ontology annotation, molecular function: protein binding. NCBI's taxonomy places the organism in Eukaryota, Metazoa, Chordata, Mammalia, Artiodactyla, Bovidae. The coding region runs from base 272 to 2254 and encodes 660 amino acids. The transcript has a single exon. The record is from RefSeq and is a predicted model, not a curated record.